Molecule: messenger RNA, 773 nt
Organism: Nicotiana tabacum (common tobacco)
Lineage: Eukaryota; Viridiplantae; Streptophyta; Magnoliopsida; Solanales; Solanaceae
Source: RefSeq, a predicted model, not a curated record
GGUUUCAGUUAGCUCUCUCUUUUCCACAAGCAAUCGCAGCGCAUUUCGAGAGCAGAGGAAGAAAAUGCCGGCAGGUCACGGAUUGAGGUCUCGUACGAGAGAUUCAUUCUCUCGCGCAUUCAGAAAGAAGGGUACCAUCCCACUUUCCACCUACUUGAGGAUUUUCAAAAUUGGAGAUUAUGUUGAUAUUAAGGUAAACGGCGCCAUCCACAAAGGAAUGCCACACAAGUUCUACCAUGGUCGCACUGGUCGUGUUUGGAAUGUCACCAAACGCGCCGUUGGUGUUGAGGUCAACAAGCAGGUUCGUAACAAAAUCUUAAGAAAGAGGAUUCAUGUGAGGAUUGAGCAUGUUCAGCUUUCACGAUGCACCGAAGAAGUCAAAGAGAGGAUGAAGAAGAAUGAUCAACUAAAGGCCGAGGCCAAAGCUAGAGGAGAAGUUGUCAGCACAAAAAGACAACCUGUGGGACCCAAACCAGGUUUCAUGGUUGAAGGUGCUACAUUGGAGACAGUUACUCCCAUACCAUAUGAUGUGGUCAAUGAUUUGAAGGGAGGUUAUUGAUCUUAGUCUGUUUCUGAGGUGUUGUUUGUUCUAUCUGCUUUUCUGAAACUGAAAGACAGGAUUAGUUUGUUGGUGUCACCUGCAGAUUUCGCUUGUUAGUUUAAAUUUUGUUUACAUUGUCAUUAGAGGCCUUUGUUGAACUUUUGCUACAAAUGGAAGUGAAGAAAGUCUAUCUAUUACCUAUAUUCUCUGCACUUUAAGAUGAAUUUGUUCA